Bactrocera dorsalis (oriental fruit fly) is the source of this 3466-nucleotide messenger RNA. Its product is annotated as probable G-protein coupled receptor No18. Gene Ontology annotation, biological process: adenylate cyclase-activating adrenergic receptor signaling pathway. NCBI's taxonomy places the organism in Eukaryota, Metazoa, Arthropoda, Insecta, Diptera, Tephritidae. The transcript has 6 exons. Bases 568 to 2112 code for a protein of 514 amino acids. Gene Ontology annotation, cellular component: membrane. The record is from RefSeq and is a predicted model, not a curated record. Gene Ontology annotation, molecular function: G protein-coupled receptor activity.
CAGAGUUCUACUUGACGGUACGACACCUUUCCACCUUCGCUUCACACGAACGAACGCCUUCGAUGGCAAACAGUUUAUUGACGCGACGCUUCCGAGCGAGUUCAACCGCAAAGUAUGUAUUUGAUCUCAUUUCGCAAUUAAUGAAAUCGAAAAUUCGUUGAAGUGAAACUCGAGAAGCACAAACGGAAAAUAAUCAAGAACAAAAAACUCAAAUAAAGAAAUUAAAAACGCGAGUGUUUGAUAUUCCAGUGAAAAUGAGAUUUGGCUUUAAUUUGCCGAGGAUUAUCACUGAUUGCAGAGGAUAAGUUGCGGCAACACGGCGCACAUUUUGCGUGAGUGUGUGUGUUUUGUGUGAAUUAAUUGCGAGACUUCAGGAAAGAUAGCAGUGAAUCGCCCACAAGAACUAACGGCAACCGAGAUAAAAGGUGGGCGCAUUAAGCGAUGCUGUCACUUCGCCGUGAUUGCAGACCUAACGUUACAGCGCGCUUAGUAAUUUCUAAAUAAAACACCAGGACAUCAUCGUGCAGUUAGAGGUAAAACAAAAAUUGUAUACACAUCCUAAAAAGUAUGGAAGCACGCAAAGCGAACGAAGAUAGCUUUAUUCGGAGUCCGUCUGGUCUUAUAUACUACACGGCAUCUACACCCAACAGCGCCAACAUGGCACAGUCGGUUUUGGAUCAACGACUUGUCAGCAAAUCAAAUUUUUCUUUGAUACACAGCACUGUUACCAGUGCCGUUACUGAAGUUUUGGAGAUUUCAAAUUCAUCGAGCGAAGAGUGGACACAUUUCUACGAUCUUAUGCUGUCUUGGCAAGGCAUUUGUUUUAUCGCAAUAUUUUGUGUGCUCAUCGUGAUCACGGUACUGGGCAAUACAUUGGUAAUAGUGGCGAUUAUAACCACACGACGCCUGCGAACCGUAACAAACUGUUUUGUAAUGAGUCUGGCGGUUGCGGAUCUUUUGGUGGGCAUUUUCGUCAUGCCACCUGCGGUAGCCGUACAUUUAGUGGGCUCCUGGCGUCUCGGCUGGAUACUUUGCGACAUUUGGAUAUCGCUCGAUAUACUGCUUUGUACCGCAUCCAUACUUAGCUUGUGCGCCAUCAGCGUGGACAGAUACCUGGCUGUGACAAAACCGCUGAAAUACUCACGUAAACGCCGUUCGAAACGCUUGGCGCUGUUAAUGAUACUGAUUGUUUGGGUGCUGGCGCUGGCGAUAACUUGUCCGCCCAUGCUCGGCUGGUACGAGCCGGGUCGACGUGACAGAAAUGAGUGCCGUUAUAAUCAAAAUAAAGGAUACGUCAUCUAUUCGGCCAGUGGCUCCUUCUUUUUGCCAAUGAUUGUGAUGCUUUACGUUUAUGCGCGCAUUUCCUGUGUUAUCGCCUCGAGGCAUGACAAAAUGACCCACACCAGUGUGCAUUGGAAGCGAUUCAGGCGUUACACUACGGUUGAUACUUACAAUUAUGCUGAGCAGGAUUUCUUCGAGUUGACACGCGAGAAGGCCUCGGAAGAGCGCAGAUUUUCCAAUCAAACCAUCAUUAAUGAGCUAACUGAAGUCAUGGUGCCCGAUGCGGAAAACGUCCGUCCACUGCUCAGCUUACCAAAGGCGAAUAGCGGUAAGAGUAAUAUCAACGAUUUGGCACGACCCGUGUCAUGGAAAACGCCAGCAAGUGUGGUGUAUCAGUACACGUCCAAUGGCAAAAGGCAACAAUACGCCCAGUCGUGUCCGCCUGGAUCGAUAGCUCGUAUGCAGCAGCCACGCGGUUCCCAACCGCAACAGCAACAACUGAGAUCCUUGGCCAACUGCAUAAUAUCGCUGAGGAAAGAGCACAAGACUACACAAACGUUGAGCAUUGUGGUCGGCGGCUUUAUUGCCUGUUGGCUGCCAUUCUUCAUUUACUACCUGCUUACACCGUUUCUAGAGCCGCAACAAGUCAGCCGGACCCUCACGCAUGUGCUCACCUGGCUGGGCUGGCUGAACAGCGCCAUUAAUCCCUUCAUUUAUGCAUUCUACAGCAUCGACUUUCGCGUGGCAUUCUGGCGACUCGUCUGCCGACGCUUCUGCAGCAACAUUAUGCGACCGCAAACACCCACCACCACUACAUCCAUGCGCCUGUAGGCCAGCAGAUGGGCGCACAAUCGGAGGUCAAUGGAUACUUUUGCGCAGAAACCCCUGUGUACAAAAUCGUAUGUAUGUGUUUAUUUCAUUUGACACACAUACAUACAUAUGAAUAUAUAUUUAGAGUUAUAAGCUGAAAAGUGUUUUAGGAUUGGAGCGUGCAUCGGAUUAUGUGUAGGCAUGUGAAGGUCUGCUUCAUGUUCAUAUACAUGUAUGUGUCUUCUAAUAUAAUAUUUAAGGGGUAUUAGUCAAGCAUUGUGCUCAGCGUCCAUAUGAAGCGACUCUUAAUAUGGACGGAUCGAUCGAUUAUUUUAUAAUCGCAAAGAUCCAUCAACCGUUUGAGGGGACGUGUUUUUGUACGUAUAUCAUUGUGUGUGGAGCAUGGCAUCUAAAGGCUUUUGCUAUUGACAGGGCUAAUAGUGUUACAUUGAUCAAAUCGGCAUACAAAAAAUGCGCUUGGCCGUAUAAAGUCUUAUUGUUUCGAGAAACGAUGCCAGAAUAAGCUAGUCAACGUCACAGACUUCUGAAAGUUGUGCUAUGGAAAAGGGUUACUAUUAGUAGUAUUCAAAAACUUUUGCCUUCAUUGUUCGGCCAAAGACUUUUCAGGCCACGUAGUAUUUACUCAGCAAGGGAAAGAUUUAAGAGCUUCGGAUAUAUGAAGUCUUGAAAGAAUAUUGAGCCGUUCCAAACGCUAUUUUAUUUAUUGUUAGUAAUUAACAUAAGACAAAACAUAUUGAUGGCAUUUAUAUACAAAAUAUAUGUACAUAUAUGUAUAUAUGAAUCAGAUCAUAAUUUAAGUAUUUUAUUACACAAAAUAUAAUAUAUGUAUAUCCAUAAUCUAAAAAUGUUAAAGUAAGAUUUUUUAUCUAGAAGGUUAUGUUAUAGGAAGACCAAAGACAGCUGAAUAAGCUCACUUACACAUAUAUAGUAUGUACAUAUAAGAUCAAAUGAACAUACUUGUAUGUAUGAGACCGUGUAUGUCAUUAUAUAUUAAUAUACUUAAUAAAUAAAUACUGUGUAUUUACAAAUAUCAAAAUCUUAAAAUUUAUACAAAAACGCCUAACUCCUUGUGAUGUCGCCGUGUAAUAAUAAUUAAUGUAUUCGCUUUCAUUUUACUUAACAAUAAGCUGUAAUUGUAUUGGCGUUUAUGUAAGCAUCGUAUAUAUGUAUAUAGUUAUGGAAUAAACAGCCGAACUGAGCCAUAUUAAAAACAAAUACAAAUGAAACGAUUUUUUGAAAAAUAAAGUAAGAAACUUUCCCGCAGUAUUUGUAUAUACGAGUAUGUACAUAAUUACUGUUAAAAGUUAAGAAAUGACUAAGCUCGGGCGAACGAAAUUCUGCUGUCGUUUAAAAA